This is a messenger RNA of Capsella rubella, 356 nucleotides long. RefSeq names its product putative defensin-like protein 66. The coding region runs from base 24 to 251 and encodes 75 amino acids. NCBI's taxonomy places the organism in Eukaryota, Viridiplantae, Streptophyta, Magnoliopsida, Brassicales, Brassicaceae. The transcript has 2 exons. The record is from RefSeq and is a predicted model, not a curated record.
AUAUACAAUAUUGGUUUAUUAAAAUGGGUUUCUCCAAAAUGAUGGUUACAUUCAUUCUUGUUGCUACACUGGCCAUUUCAUUUGAAACCGUGCAAGCUGCGCCUCCCCGUUGUGGACAAAACUGUACUGAGAGAUUCUUGACUCAAGACUGCGAUAAAUAUUGUGUAGGUUUGUCUUACAAACGUGGUGUUUGCAUUUUAUCCGAAGGACGUCCUCCAAAAACUUCUACAUAUCGUUGUUGUUGUUCGUAAAUGAAAUAUAUGAUUCUUAAUCCUCAUUGAUCAAAUAUGUUUAUGUUUUUUUCCGACUAUAAUAAAAAGUUAUCUAUUGUUUAAUGAGAAAACAAUAUUUUUUAA